This is a messenger RNA of Ananas comosus (pineapple), 1771 nucleotides long. Its product is annotated as cytochrome P450 71A1-like. The transcript has 3 exons. NCBI's taxonomy places the organism in Eukaryota, Viridiplantae, Streptophyta, Magnoliopsida, Poales, Bromeliaceae. Gene Ontology annotation, molecular function: oxidoreductase activity, acting on paired donors, with incorporation or reduction of molecular oxygen; iron ion binding; heme binding. Bases 7 to 1653 code for a protein of 548 amino acids. The record is from RefSeq and is a predicted model, not a curated record.
GAAAAAAUGUCUCCAGUAGUCCAACACUCGUUGCAUGCUCUUCCCCUACAACUCACUCCAACCCUCUCUCUUCUACUCCUACUCCUGCUCCUGCUCCUGCUCCUCAUUCUUCUCCUCUUGUACACAGUUGUAGCUACAAGUCUUGCAAGUGGAAACAACCUCCUCCCUCCAUCCCCAUGGAGGCUCCCCUUCAUAGGCAACCUGCACCAGCUAGCCGGCCCCCUUCCGCACCGCUCGCUCCGCCGCCUGUCGGCGCGGCACGGCCCGCUGAUGCUCCUCCGGCUGGGCCGCGUCCCCACCCUCGUCGUCUCCUCCGCGGCGGCCGCCCGCGAGGUCUUGCAGACGCAGGACGCCAUCUUCGCCGGCCGCCCCUCUCUGAAGGUGCCGUCGCAGCUCCUGUACGGCUGCACUGACGUCGCGUUCGCGCCGCACGGCGACUACUGGCGCCACGCGAGGAAGGCCUGCGUCCGCCACCUCCUGAGCCCGAAACAGGUCUGCUCCUACCGGCUCACACGAGAGCAGGAGGUGCACCACAUGAUCCAAAGCAUUACUCAUCAUCAAAACUCACCGUCAUCUUACGUCGUUCCUGCUCCUCCUUCCUCCUCUAGUGAUCAUGGGGUGGCGAUGAUCAUCAACUUAAGCGAGGUUUUGAGCUCCUUUGCGAAGGAUGUGGUUGGUAGGAUAGUGCUGGGGAGGUGCACCAGAGAUGAUGAGGGGUGGAGCCACGCAGUGGACGUGUUGGUGGAGGAGUGCAAUGAGCUGCUCGGGAGGUUCCACGUGGGGGAUUAUUUUCCAUUUUUGGCGUGGUGGGGAUCCAUUAAUGGGUUGGAUAAGAGGGUUAGAGAAGCGUUUACGAGGAUUGAUGGGAUUCUUGAGGAGGUUGUUGCGGGGAGGAGAAGAGAAGUAAUGAGUGGGAAUAAUAAUGGUGGGUGUUUUGUUGAUGUGUUGCUUGGGCUCCACAAUUAUGAUCGUACAAGAGGAGGAGAAGGAGAAGGAGAGUUCUCUUUUAGCAAGGACAAUAUUAAGGCACUCUUAGAGGACUUGUUUGGCGCUGGAACCGACUCAACCAUCAUAGUCCUCGAAUGGGCGAUAGCGGAACUCAUCAGAAACAACAAGGCUAUGGAGAGGCUCCAAAAUGAGUUAAGAGGAUCGAUUCACAACACAAAAACCAUGAUCAAAGAGGAUGAUCUAAUCAAAAUGAGCUACUUAAAAGCAGUCAUAAAAGAAACAAUGAGACUGCACCCACCCGGGCCUCUACUGGUGCCAAGAGAGCUGAUGCAGAGUACACAACUGCAUGGUUACAACAUUCAUAGCAAAACUAGGGUUAUCAUCAAUGCUUGGGCAAUUUGUCGAGACCCCGAAUCUUGGGCGAACCCCAAAGAGUUCCGGCCUGAGAGAUUCAUCGGUAGCUCUUUGGAUUUCAGAGGGCGCGAUUUCGAGCUUAUUCCGUUCGGCGCGGGGCGGAGGAUUUGCCCGGGGAUUAACUUCGCGGUGUUGAUUGUUGAACUCGCGCUCGCGAACCUCGUGUAUUGCUUUGAUUGGAGAUUGCCGGAAGGAAUGACAAGCGAGGAGAUUGAUAUGGAUGAAGCGCCCGGCAUUACCUCGCGAAAGAGAGUUAGUCUAUGCCUUGCUGCAACACCUCGAUCAUACUAGAUAAUCAAUUCUUGACCUUUUUUUCGGCUCACAAACAAAGAUUUUUUUAUCACUAGAUAAAUAAUAUUCAAAGUGUUACCGACCGUCUCUAGAGCAUGUGGCAAAGGAUUUGGUGGUU